Molecule: messenger RNA, 876 nt
Organism: Brassica oleracea var. oleracea
Lineage: Eukaryota; Viridiplantae; Streptophyta; Magnoliopsida; Brassicales; Brassicaceae
Exons: 1
Coding region: 1-876 (291 amino acids)
Source: RefSeq, a predicted model, not a curated record
AUGAAGGAUCUUGGUAAGCUCAAAUACUUUCUUGGUAUAGAAGUAGCACGUACUGAAGAAGGGAUCUUCUUAUCUCAGCGCAAAUAUAUCAUGGAUAUCAUUGAUGAUAUGGAUCUCCAGGAUGCUCGUCCAGCAUGCACACCAGUCGAGCAGAACCACAAGAUCGCUUCCGAUCAGUCAUCUCUACUUUCUGAUCCAAAGAUCUAUCGUCGCCUUGUGGGUCGUCUUGUCUAUCUUUCCAUGACUCGCCCUGAACUUUGUUACUCUAUUCAUCUUCUAUCUCAGUUUAUGAAGUCACCUCGUGAAGGACAUUUGGAGGCUGCAUUGCGCGUUGUUCGAUAUCUCAAAGGUUCUCUCGAUCAAGGAAUACUCAUGAGCUCCGAUGAAAAUCUUGAUCUCUCCAUAUACUGUGACGCGGACUGGAGUUCUUGCCCUGUUAGUCGUCGAUCUUUGAGCUCAUUUGUAGUCCUUCUCGGUGACUCUCCAGUUACGUGGAAGACCAAGAAACAAGAUACCGUUGCUCACUCGUCAGCUGAAGCCGAAUAUAGGGCUAUGGCUAAAGCUACUCGUGAAAUGAAGUGGAUUGUUCCUUUAGUUAAGGAUCUCGGUAUUCCAGUUCUCACACCUGUCUCGUUCUUUUGUGACAAUCAAGCGGCUAUAUACAUUGCAGCCAAUCCAGUGUUUCACGAAAGAACAAAACACAUAGAACGAGACUGUCAUAGUAUUCGAGAUGCGGUCCUUGCUGGUUUGAUCGCCACUAAACAUGUUCGUACUAAGGAUCAGCUCGCUGACAUCUUGACUAAAGCUCUUGGAAAACCACAGUUUGAAGUGUUACUGUCCAAGUUGGGUGUCAAGAGACUUCACACUCCAACUUGA